Cheilinus undulatus (humphead wrasse) is the source of this 1200-nucleotide messenger RNA. Its product is annotated as C2 calcium-dependent domain-containing protein 4C. Bases 1 to 1200 code for a protein of 399 amino acids. NCBI's taxonomy places the organism in Eukaryota, Metazoa, Chordata, Actinopteri, Labriformes, Labridae. The transcript has a single exon. The record is from RefSeq and is a predicted model, not a curated record.
AUGUGGUUCAUUGGAAAGAUCAGAGAGAGCAUGGAGAGCAUCCCUCUUGAGCUGAGCCGUUACAUGGGGAAGAGUGAAGAGGAUAUCUGUCUGCCUUCUAUGACAAGUCUGUCUCACAACCUCCCUUACAACAUCCUCACUCCAGACAAGAUCCCAGAGUUCUGCCUGCCACCACGGCUUUGCAAAAGAAACCUACUGCAGGAGGCAGAUACAAAGACACUGUCCCGGCGUGGUCAGACACAUGAGAGUAGCACUUCUCCAAGGACUGCCUAUGGAAAGGUAAAGAAGAAUGGUGACGUGUUUGUAGCUUUGACAGCUACAAAAAAGCCUUUGCCAUUCUCAGCUGAAGCAUAUGGCCUGGCUGGGAUGUAUGAAAGUCCGAACACACGAAGGAAAGAGUCGUUGUUCCUCUCAAAAUGCCCUGUUUACAAGUUUGAUAGAAGCAUCCCUACAGCACUGCCCAAACUGGCAGAGAAGAACCAGACAAAGAAAACUUUAACUGGUUUCUUUCCUUUGUUUUUAAGCAAAAGCCUGUCAGAGACAGGAAGCACAGAAAGUGAAGCGCAGUCUUCCAGUGAUUCUUCCCCCUUAAGUUCACCUUAUAGUGAUAAACCCUCCCUCGACAGCGGCCAUCUCAAAGGAGCAACAUCCUGUCCUUCUUUGAAUGACAACAGGGAGGAAAGAGGGAGAUGGAAGAAGAAUAAAGGUGUUUUAAGUCUGACCUCUUCUCCUUGUAGUCCUCCAAACCUAGACAGAAGGUGCCUGUCCUCAGCUUGCAGCCAGGAUAGACUUCAGCAAGAGUACGUCCUCCCUUUGCAAGGAAGAGGUAGGGUGCAUCUCCUUGCUGAGCUCAUUACAUCCUCCAAUACUCACUCGCCCUCUUCCACAGUCAGAGUUCAUGUGAUGUCUGUAGAAGGGGUGUAUAACGGCACCAACCGACUGGCCAUGAACUGCGCGCUGAAUCUGUGUCUGACCCCUGGGAUGCUGCAGCCGCAGGAGAGCGCCACCACGAGGGACAGCCGCUGCCCUGUGUUUAAUGAGGAUUUCUUCUUUACAGAGCUCAGUAAAGAGGAUCUGACGGAGCUGCAGCUCAGGUUAAAAGUGGUGGAUAAACCUGUAGGUUCAGCACAGAGGAGGGGGACUGUGAUCGGAGUGGUCAUAAAACCGCUGGCUAAGUUACUCCGUCUUCAACAACGGUAG